Molecule: messenger RNA, 1457 nt
Organism: Prunus mume (Japanese apricot)
Lineage: Eukaryota; Viridiplantae; Streptophyta; Magnoliopsida; Rosales; Rosaceae
Source: RefSeq, a predicted model, not a curated record
GCUUUUUAUGAUCAAUAUGAAUAUAUAAUAUUAUAGAUAUAAUAAUGUAAUAAACUAUCAAAAUAAAGAUAAGUGGAGGACUUAUCUCUUAGAUAGUCAGCAAGAAUUCUUUUUCCUUGUUUUGUGCCUUGGCCCUUUCAGUUAGCAUCUCCCUCUUGAGCAGACCACAGUUCCACCAAUGCUUCAGUCUUCAUCCCUGAGGGAUCAAGAAAAUCUAGACCAAAGAAUCAAUAUGGAGCUUGUGGUGCAAGAAUGGCAUGGGACUUCAGCACUUUUGCCUGACUUGCCUAAUUCUAACCACAGCUCAAGUUAUUACAUGUAUACAUUCCCUAUAAAAUCUGGUGGCCAAAGGGGUUCUGUGCACUGAAGCACUGCUUGAUUCGAAGGGGAUGGAUCAGAAACUUGAAUCGGGCAAAGUGUGCGUUACUGGAGCAUCUGGCUUUCUGGCAUCUUGGCUUAUUAAACGACUUCUCUUGUCUGGCUAUCAUGUAACUGGAACUGUUAGAGACCCAGGAAACCAGAAGAAAUUGGCGCAUUUGUGGAGGCUGGAAGGAGCUAGGGAAAGGCUCAGAUUGGUGAAGGCUGAUUUAAUGGAAGAAGGCAGCUUUGAUGAUGCAAUCUUGGGGUGCCAUGGUGUCUUCCACUCUGCUUCUCCUGUACUGAAACCUUUAUCUGAUCCAAAGACAGAAAUCCUGGAACCAGCUGUUGAGGGUACAUUGAAUGUGCUACGUUCGUGCAAGAAAAAUCCAUCUCUAAGGCGUGUGGUUCUCACCUCAUCUUCUACAGCUGUAAGGGUGAGGCCAGAUGAGGAUUUUGACUCCAAUAUACCACUGGAUGAGUCGUCAUGGAGCUCUGUUGAAUUCUGUAAGACACUUCAGAUUUGGUACCCUUUACCGAAAAUUUUAGCUGAGAAGGCAGCAUGGGAUUUCUGCAAAGAAUAUGGGAUUGAUUUGGUAACUGUUCUGCCCUCGUUCGUGAUCGGACAGAGUCUGCCACCAGAUUUAUGUGCUACUGCAUCAGACGUACUUGGCCUGCUUAAAGGGGAAACAGAGAAGUUCAAGUGGCAUGGAAGGAUGGGAUAUGUUCACAUUGAUGAUGUUGCACUUUGCCACAUCUUAGUUUAUGAGCAUGAAAGUGCUAAUGGCCGAUACCUUUGCAGCUCAACAGUUUUGGACAACAAUGAGUUGGCUUCCUUGUUAUCCAAGCAAUAUCCUUCCUUACCUAUCCCCAAAAGGUUUGAGCAACUAGGCAGGCCAAGGUAUGAUUUGAACACCUCAAAGUUGAAGAGUCUAGGGUUCAAGUUCAAGACUAUCCAAGAGAUGUUUGAUGAUUGUAUUGCCUCUUUGGUGGAGCAAGGUCAUCUUACUCAAUCAGUCUAGUUACACUCUCAAAUAUCGUGUUUCGGCAAAGUGUGUUCAUGUUAUCAAUACUUUAUCAAUGAAGUUUUGAGAAUUUUC